AUGCUCGUACCCGACAAGCAACCGUAUCAUCCGGGUCCCAGAAAGGUAUGUGUAGCUUCCUACAACCCGCCGGAGUGCAACGCGUUGACAAUCUGGAGUUACCUCAAAGAAAUCCUCCACCAGAACACGAGUUCGCGAUCCUCCAGCAGCAGCUCUCCUCAGUCUCGAUCAGAUGGAAAGGACAGUGGGUCAGUCCUCCCAUCGGCAAUUCCACGCAACUCCGGCAGCGACGGUAUUGAUCCGCACAUUUCGCUCGAUGUCGAAUCAUUAUUCAUCGAUGCCGACCUGCCAUACAUGCCGAUACCUGUCAAUGAAGCCAUGGACACGGCAUUUGCAACACGGUUCCGUCAGUUGAUCUCCGAUUUCUCGGCCUCGCAGCAAGCCUACAUCUGUCGUAAAGACUUUGCUUCUGAUGAGAGGAUCAUGAAUCUCGCUGAGACCUCCUGCCCAUGGCCCAGCCCUCCAAAAGCACGCCUCUUGGUUGAGGUUGCGCUGAGAGUUGUCUCCGGUUGUUUUCAUAUCGUGCGUAGGAGUUGUGUCCUGGACGCCGUGGAGAUGAGUCACCAGGUCCCGACCUGGAAAGACUACAGUGUGAAGUGUAAGAUCUGGGCUUUAUUCGCCAUAGGUGAAAUGUAUUCUUCAAGAGCAACUCGCGUGAACCAGGACUUCCCGGGGCUGCAUUACUUCGCCAAAGCCACAAAGAUACUCAACUACCUCGGAGAGCGGCCUACCAUGGACCUAUUGGAGACGCGCCUUAUCCUCUCCCUGUACUCGCUGGCAGUCAAUCGUCAGUAUGCCGCAUACACUCUGGUUGGGAGUUCCGUACGCAUGGCCAUCAUCAUGGGACUCCACAUCAGCAUAACACCAGACCAGCUGGACGAUGUCGCAGUCAGAGAACACAGAACAAGGCUUUGGUGGACGGCUCACGUUAUGGACUGUUUGUGUUCAUCACGGCUUGGCCAUCGACCGACAGUCCAUGACGAUGAUAUUAAAGCCAACUUUCCGUGCAACGUGGAACCAACGGAGUCCACGUUGGCAGACUUUCCAGACGCCAGCUACCUCACCGCGAACGCGAAACUUUCGGCCAUCAUGUCCAAAAUCAUCCGCUCGGUGUACGGCAACCAAAGCAGCGGCAUUAACUUGUCCGAACGAGUGAAACAAGCCUUGGAUGACUUGAGCACCUGGACUCAAGACCUCCCUCCCGAAUUUCACUUAGACAAUAUGACGGCAUCGAAACACAGCAACCUUAGUCUCAUUUACCUUCGCCUCACCUUAAACCAGAGCCGAGCCAAGCCGCCCGAAAUCCGCACACGGGCAUUGCUGAACAUCGAGAUCAACAUGAAAUACAUUGGCGCGAUGCAAACACCAUGA
Molecule: messenger RNA, 1371 nt
Organism: Colletotrichum karsti
Lineage: Eukaryota; Fungi; Ascomycota; Sordariomycetes; Glomerellales; Glomerellaceae
Product: C6 transcription factor
Exons: 3
Coding region: 1-1371 (456 amino acids)
Biological process (GO): positive regulation of transcription by RNA polymerase II; DNA-templated transcription
Cellular component (GO): nucleus
Molecular function (GO): zinc ion binding; sequence-specific DNA binding
Source: RefSeq, a predicted model, not a curated record